CAAACGACAAAAACUCGAAACAAAGUCGGUCGUGCAGAUGGGUUCUUCGCUGACCAGACUGGCCCAGUGGACGUCCUCGGGCUCCGGGAGUCGAACCCUCGCCCCGUCGCCUCUGAACGAGACGCUCCUGUCUGACCUGGUGCGCUUCCUGGACGACCUGAAGUCCGUGGACCCUCAGAGCGCAGACGUCGUGUUCGAGGAGCCGCUGACCUGGAGCACGAGUCUGCAAACAUCUGAUCUACAGGACCUCACCGCAACUGUGUCUGGAGCGCAGUGUGACUCUUCAGGACGUCCUCUUCUUCAGCUUCGUCCUCCUCACGUCUUCGUCCUGAGUCUCUCCGUCGUCUCCGAGAUUCUCAGUCUGAGCUCCGACAAACAGAACGAGCUCCGAGUGUGUCUGCAAGAAAACCCAGACGUUGUGUCUCAGAUGGUCGGGUCCAGGUUCUCCGCUCUCCUCGAGUCCGACGGGAAACAAAUCGACAAAGUGAAAGAUCAAGAACCGAAAGUGAAAUUGGUCCAGUUACUGCAGAAACUCAACCAGCGCCUCAUGGACAAAGUGCUGCAGCAGAUCUCAGACUCCAGUGUGAGACGUUCUCCUGUGUUCCUCUGCAGACAGGUGCAUCUCCACGUCAGCAUCACGAAGAACGAGGUGGAGUCCCUGAUGAUCUUCUGUGGAGACGACGAGCGUUCUCUGCUCAGAUCUCUGCGCUACACUUCAGACUUUGUGUUUGCGAACGGCUGCCGCGCUCCUCCGCACAGGCAGCUCCAGGGGGAAAUCUCCUACGUCACCAUCGAGACUUUUGACACGGAGCCUCUGAGCGCCACCUACAGCCGCCGCGGGGUCUUCCUCAACAAGGGUGUGAAGGAGUUUGACGCAGACGAGGACGAGUACGAGCAGAUCAGCGACGUCGUGUUUGAAGACCUCACGUCGCUGCUCAAGACCAAGUCUCAUUAUUUCGCCCAAAACCUUCUCAAGGAGUUCAGCGCUGUUCCAGGGUUUGGGAGUCCGGUCUGGAAAAAGCCGGAGCCGGUGGUGAAAUGGACGAGUCGUCGCUCCGACAGUCGAAAAGCCGACAGAGGAAAACAGGAUUCCAAGUCCAGAGCCAACGUCUCCGUCACGUCUCUGCCCGGACGCUUCUCGCCGCAGAAGAGCCGGACGCCCGCUCGCUCCAGGCUCAGGGAGGUUCUGAGUGAAAGUUCUCCUGAGAGUGAAGAGGAGGAAGAGGAGGAGCUGGAGCGACGCCCAGACUCCGGCACAGACCUGCCGUCGGAGCAGCUCCGCCUGCAGACGCUCAUCAAAUACCUGCGGGAGGGUGACCAGACUGCGACGGUGUUGACCAUGUGUUCUCUGAUGGAGUUGGACCUGAGGCAGGAGAUGUUUCAGUUGUCCAUCAGGGACCUGGGGGGACUCAAACUUCUGCUCAACAUCCUGGACACGAAGGAAAUCCGCUGCAUCAUCGGGUCUCUGAAAAUCCUGCGUGUGAUCAGCCACAACGUGAAGAUCCAGAGGUCCAUGGUGAAGCUGCAGGGCGUCCAGAGCCUGGUGCCGCUGUUGGACAUCCAGCUGCCCGAGCUGCAGGCGCUGGCGGCGGAAACCCUCGCCAACGUCGCCAAGAUCCGCAAGGCCAGACGGACGGUGCGGCACUGCGGCGGCAUCGACAAACUGGUCAGACUCCUGGACCUGUCCCCGUCCGAGGAGCUUCACGUGGAGGCUGCUCGCUGUGGGGCUCUGGCUCUGUGGAGCUGCAGCCGAAGCUCCAGGAACAAAGAGUGGAUCAGAAAAGCGGGAGGAAUCCCCCUGCUGGGCCGACUGCUGCGCUCGCCCCACGUCAGCACCCUGAUCCCCGUCAUGGGGACGCUGCAGGAGUGCGCCUCCGAGGAGAGCUACAGAAACGCCAUCCGAAGUGAAGGGAUGAUCAAAGACCUGGUGAAAAACCUGAGCAGUGAAAACGAGGAGCUGCAGAUGCACUCGGCCAGCGCCAUCUUCAAGUGCGCUGAGGACGAGAAAACUCGAGAUCUGAUUCAUCAGUACAGAGGACCUCAGCGUCUGACUCUGCUGCUCAACAAAGCCCAGAACAAAGAUCUGCUGGAGGCCGCCACAGGAGCCGUGUGGAAAUGUUCCCUCAGCCACAAGAACGUCACCAGGUUCCAGGAGCUGCACGUGCUGGAGCGUCUGGUGUCUCUGAUGUGGGAGCAGCCGGAGGAGGUCCUGGUGAACGUGGUGGCGGCGCUCGGGGAGUUCGCUCAGAUCCCGGCGAACAGAGGCGUGAUCGGGCAGAGCGGAGGCGUCGAGAAGCUGGUGCAGCUGCUCACCGGGAGGAACCAGGCUCUGCUCGUGAACGUGACCAGAACUUUAGGAAUCUGCGCCACCGACAUGAAGAACAUGACAAUCAUCGAUCAGCUGGACGGGCUUCGUCUGGUCUGGUCCCUCCUCAAAAACCCGAGUCCUGAAGUCCAGUCCAGCGCCGCCUGGGCCCUGUGCCCCAUCAUCCACAACGGCAAGGACGUGAGUGAGUCGAUGCGACGUCUCAUCGGAGGAUUUCAACUCCUCAUCAAACUCCUCAAGUCCAACAACAACGAGGUCUUGGCCAGUAUCUGCGCUGUUAUCGCUAAAAUCACCGAGGACAAAGAGGAGAACGUGGCUCUGCUGACGGACUACGGCGCGGUGCCUCUGCUCGCCAACCUCACCGGCACCAAAGACGAGCGGCUGCGGCGCCACCUCGCCGACGCCAUCGCCAACUGCUGCAUGUGGGGUCAAAACCGCGCGGCGUUCGGGAAGGCGGGAGUGGUGCCCCCUCUGGUCAGAUACGUGAAGUCCAACGACAGCGGCGUGCACCAGACGGCGGCGGUGGCCCUGUACCAGCUCUCCAAGGACGUGGACAACUGCAUCAGUCUGCACGCCAACGGGGUCGUCCAGCCGCUGUUGGAGCUGAUGGGACACGAUGACGAGGACGUGGCGUUCAUGGCGGCCGGCUGCGUCAGGAACAUCCGAAUGCUCGCCAACGCCAACAAGAUGGCCAGAUGGGACAAGUAA
This is a messenger RNA of Boleophthalmus pectinirostris (great blue-spotted mudskipper), 3034 nucleotides long. RefSeq names its product outer dynein arm docking complex subunit 2 (gene odad2). Gene Ontology annotation, molecular function: protein binding. NCBI's taxonomy places the organism in Eukaryota, Metazoa, Chordata, Actinopteri, Gobiiformes, Gobiidae. The record is from RefSeq and is a predicted model, not a curated record.